This is a messenger RNA of Serpula lacrymans var. lacrymans S7.9, 490 nucleotides long. RefSeq lists its product as uncharacterized. The transcript has 3 exons. NCBI's taxonomy places the organism in Eukaryota, Fungi, Basidiomycota, Agaricomycetes, Boletales, Serpulaceae. The coding region runs from base 168 to 329 and encodes 53 amino acids. The record is from RefSeq and is a predicted model, not a curated record.
ACCACUGGACUAUGUCUUCUAUAACUCCAAUUCCUAUGUCCUAGUUGUGCCCGAAUACGUCCUAACUCUUCCUGGAACCGAAAAGCGGAUCCUCUUCCCACUGUACCGAAAUAUUCAAAUAGGCGGCCCAGCACGUCUACUAUGUUGCUCAAAGUUCUUCUGCUGGCAUGCGUUCGUUUCGAGCACGAAGAGACGGUAUCGGCGCAUGGUUUCUAGGCCCAAAGGCGGAGAAUGCUACUGUGAUGAGACGCAGUAUCAUGAACAUGGUUGAGACGAUCAUGCAAACCAGACUAGGCUAUAGUUCAGAAGAUGAACCAACGAUCACAUAAGACAUGAGGCUGACUGAAAGUUUCAUAGAAAACCAGGCGAAGCUUUACAAAAAUCUCGACAUGGUCAUUCAAUGGUUAUCGAAAACCAGCGUGCCAUUUUACUCUCAGCGUUAUGUGGCACACAUGGCUUCAGACACAAGUUUUCGCAAUCACCACCAAGU